Molecule: messenger RNA, 1434 nt
Organism: Gasterosteus aculeatus aculeatus (three-spined stickleback)
Lineage: Eukaryota; Metazoa; Chordata; Actinopteri; Perciformes; Gasterosteidae
Gene: dpm2
Product: dolichyl-phosphate mannosyltransferase subunit 2, regulatory
Biological process (GO): GPI anchor biosynthetic process; dolichol phosphate mannose biosynthetic process
Cellular component (GO): endoplasmic reticulum membrane; dolichol-phosphate-mannose synthase complex
Molecular function (GO): enzyme regulator activity
Source: RefSeq, a predicted model, not a curated record
AGCGUCCGUAUCCGUAUGACGUGUUUUGCAGAUCAACCGGCAGGAGGCGGCAGAGGCUCUGAGCGGCGUCUGAUCCGCCGGUUUAACCGGAAAGGGAAGAAGAAGAAGAAUAAGAGCAGGAAACGUCAGCAAACAGAGAUGGCUACGGGGGUGGACCAAGCUGUUGGCCUGAGUCUUGUUGUCUUCAGCCUCCUGCUGUUCACGUACUACUCGGUCUGGGUCAUCGUCCUGCCUUUCGUGGACAACGAUCACCUCCUGCACAAGUACUUUCUUCCUCGAGAGUACUCGGUCAUUCUGCCUGGCGUCGCAGCAGUAAUACUGCUCCUCUGUAUCGGGGCCUUCACUGCAGUUAUCAUGUGGAAGAACCGUAAGCCAAAGAAAGUGGACUAAUGUCAGGACGGAGGGACGGCUGUCGAUUUAUGGAUGUGAAAAUAGCCGCGAUGCUAAACCCUCUCAGCUGAUGUUAAGCCUUAGAAAAUUGUAUUCGUUGACAUUCAUUUUGUAUUUUGUAUCUAUUCUGGGAUCAGUUUAAGUUAAGAAGAUGUGUUUAAUUUGAAAGACAUUUGUGCCCCCAAGUUGUAGUGUAGAAAAAGAAAACCUAUGACAAAAUAAAAAAAUGGCUGCUAUUCAAUCAGUUGAUAUGUUCUCUCCUCUAGUGAGCAGUAGAAAGUGUGACAACAAUAAUCCUAAAGCCAAGCAGUGAUAUCCGUGUCAUAUUUAUACACCUGAAGGUUUCAUUGGGAUGCAGGAGAUAAUCCAUCACCCUCUGAUUACUGCAAAGAACAGAACUCCCAUGUCACAGUCAAACACGUGACAUCCUGCAGGCUUCACUAGUCUAAUGAAACUCUUCAAUUCAUUUUAUUUUAUAUAGCCCAAAAUUACAAAUUUGCCUCAGGGGGCUUUGCAGUCUGUAUAUAUGCCCCCCCCAAGAAAUGGGAAAGAAACCUCAGGGAGAAGGUCAGAGGAGGACCCCUCUCCCGGGAUGCCAUGUGUGCAGAAUGAACACACUUGGAGGGCUUCAGCAGUGCUUCAAGGUACCCACAAUGCAUCGCUCUCUGAAGGAGCCGGCGUUACGCCACUACUCCCUCACUUCUAAGAGAGAAUCUGAUGAUAUGAUUAUGUAAAUAUCAAGUCCUCUAAUAUUAUGCUCCAUAUUUGUAAUUGGGCCGAUACGUUCGUCAACAGUGACGUGGCAGAUUUGAAGGGAGGUGAAAUAUCUUUCACUGUGGGGGAAACUUCACUGAAAGCGGCAAGAGUCCGAAAUCUUUAAAUAUUAAUGAUGUGUCCGUUUUUUGUUUUGUCAAUGUUGAUUGUAAAUAGUUUUGGAGGAAAACCAGCUUUUUGUACAGCAGUAUGACUGGUAAUAGGGGCAAUGGGUAAAACGAUGAUGAGAAAUAUGUUUUUUUUUAAAUAAAUUCUAUUUUCUGCACUGCA